Oryza sativa Japonica Group (Japanese rice) is the source of this 1642-nucleotide messenger RNA. RefSeq names its product lipid phosphate phosphatase 2. Gene Ontology annotation, molecular function: phosphatidate phosphatase activity. Lineage: Eukaryota; Viridiplantae; Streptophyta; Magnoliopsida; Poales; Poaceae. Gene Ontology annotation, biological process: phospholipid metabolic process. The record is from RefSeq and is a predicted model, not a curated record.
AGCAAGCAACUGCUCCAUCUUCUUUCCCUUUCAUCCCUCCAAAUUGCCAAUCUAAUCAAACACUUAAGCCUAUAUCCACUAAUAAUCCCUAAUUACCACCACCCCUCCACUACCCACUUCCCCCACGACGCCGACGCCGACGAGGCAGCCAACCAACCGCCGGCGGCGGGGACGACCCGGCCCGCGAUCGCGACGCCGAGCAUUGCGGAGCCGAUCUGCGGCGGCGGCGGGUGUGGGGGGCUCGAGGAGCCGCUGGUCGGGAAGAGGAGGAGGAGGAAGAACGGCCGCCCUGACACAAUGGCAGAUGUCUUAGGAUGUUACACUAUAAAGUCCCAUGGAACCAAAGUGGCGAGACUUCACAUGUACGACUGGAUAAUACUUCUACUCCUUGCUGUUAUAGAUGGACUGUUGAACAUAAUUGAACCUUUUCACCGUUUCGUCGGGAGGGACAUGAUGACUGACUUGAGAUAUCCAUUGAAGGGCAAUACUGUUCCCUUCUGGGCUGUUCCGCUCAUUGGAAUUGUAUUGCCUUGUGCCAUCUUUGGUGGAAUUUACUUCAAAAAGAAGAAUUUCUAUGAUUUGCACCAUGGCAUACUGGGGAUCCUAUACUCUGUGCUUAUAACUGCGGUAAUCACAGAUGCAAUUAAGGAUGGUGUGGGUCGUCCACGCCCAGAUUUUUUCUGGCGCUGUUUCCCAGAUGGAAAGGAUGUUUAUGAUAAUGUCACUACUGGUGUCAUAUGCCAUGGAGAGAAGAGUGUCAUCAAAGAAGGUCACAAGAGCUUUCCAAGCGGGCACUCUUCAUGGUCUUUUGCUGGUCUAGGCUUCCUUGCAUGGUACUUAGCUGGGAAGAUCACAGUUUUUGAUCGUAGAGGUCAUGUUGCAAAGCUAUGCAUAGUAUUUCUGCCUCUUCUUACUGCUGCACUUGUGGCUGUUUCUCGAGUGGAUGACUACUGGCAUCACUGGCAGGAUGUAUUUGCAGGCUCUCUGAUAGGUCUUACAGUCGCAUCAUUUUGUUAUCUGCAAUUCUUCCCAUAUCCUUAUGACGCAGACGCUUUCUGGCCUCAUGCAUACACCUUCCAGCUAGCGGAGGCCUCGCGCAACAAUAACACCGCAAACUCCUACAGCGUGAGACCGACCGGGUUCGAGACUGUCAAUGUCCCAGAAGGGCAUGGUGGGAUUGCUCUGAGAGACACCAACCUAGAGGCCGGCAGGAGACCGUGAAAUCUGAGACCUGGACUGGAGAAAAUCUACCAAAUACCAUGACAAUAUCCUGACUUUACGAGUUCGAAUUUUGUCCACUCGACAGACGAUAUGGUAGGCUGUGUUCAUAUAUGUAUUACAGUUGUAUCUAGAUCUGCUGUUUCAUCACUUCUGAAUUGGUCUCUUGGCUUCCAUGGUUUUUGUUUUCUGCUAAUGGGAUGGCUAGCCCCAGAAGCAUUGGCUGUAAACAAUCUAGUAGACGCUCUAAAAUUACAUUGUACAUUAACUCUGCUUAUUUUGGGUUUGGUCAAGAUAGGGUUGUGGUCAUAAUUGUUAUGCUUAUGUAUGCUCUCUCUGCAUUACAGAUUCUGAGAAACGGUGUAAUGAAAUUUGGACUUCCUCGAUGUGAUGAACGUGAGAAUAACCCAAUUACAUUGAUAUA